Fulmarus glacialis (Northern fulmar) is the source of this 788-nucleotide messenger RNA. It is a transcript of the gene CD83, whose product is annotated as CD83 molecule. Lineage: Eukaryota; Metazoa; Chordata; Aves; Procellariiformes; Procellariidae. The record is from RefSeq and is a predicted model, not a curated record.
CAAAAGCCAUGUCUUCAGUAGUCUACGCUCUGCUCAUCAUCCUGUGGAACAGUAAGUGGGGAGCCUUGCCUUGUUCAUUCUGGACUUUCACAUAUUUUGUGGGGAUAUGUUUUGGGAAGACAGGGAGGAUUACCUAGGCAAUCUCUUUUAAAGGCGAUGUGUACCUGUGCUUUGCAGUUUGGUGCUUGAUCGGUGAGGCUUCUGUGGUGGUCCCAGAUGUUGCUGUGAGAUGUGCUGAAGAAGCGCUGCUGCCCUGUAAAGUUCUUCGGGACUCCUCAGUCACCUACCAGACAGCAUCUUGGUAUAAAAUGGCUGGAGAUGGCGAAGGAAUAGCAUGGAAAGUCCUUGAUGUGGAAUCUCAUUAUCCGAAAGAACUUGGGGGGUCCCUGGAGCUCUCCAACGACACCUUCUUUUCACUGAGGAUCAAAAACGCGACCAGCCGAAACAGCGGGACAUAUAAGUGCACUUUGGGGGAACAGAGUGGAGAACGCAAUCUGAGUGGCACAGUCACAUUAAAAGUAACAGGUUGCCCUGGAAUAGAAGAUGAAAAAUUAAAAAAAUACAAAGCCGAGCUUUUCAUGCUGACGUGCCUUGGGAUUUUUUACUUGCUGCUCAUCUUUUUUACCUGUACAUGUCUAAGAAAAGAGAGUAUGUCUUCCAAUUAUCAAAAAAAGAGACCAGAUAUGAAACACAUGCUCACUCUCAUCAAUGUACAUGAAAUGACAACUUUCCAGGACUUAAACAGCAACAGCACUUGCAAAAAUGAGCUUACUUCAAGUUCUGUCUAA